CUUCCAAGUGUGCUAUUGCGGUGCUUCUCACCAUUAAUAUUAACAUUUUACAUCGCCUUCAUCAGAUCUGGUUGUCCUUCAUCUUUCGUCUGCUCAGUGCUUUUGGUUCUUCGUUUAAUAGAAAGGCUUAUAUAUAUUAUCAUCAAGCAAUGGCUGUUGCAUUCCACAACCUCAACUCUGAUUCUGGCCUUAAGAAGCUUGAUGAGUACCUCCUGGCCCGCAGUUACAUCACUGGGUACCAAGCCUCAAAGGAUGAUAUCACUGUGUAUUCAUAUCUAGCAAAAGCUCCAUCAGCUGAAUAUGUUAAUGCAUCUAGGUGGUAUAAGCACAUUGAUGCACUUCUGAGAAUCUCAGGUGUAUCCGGUGAAGGCGCUGGUGUUAUUGUAGAGGGGUCUGCACCCAUCACUGAGGCUGUGGCAACUCCCCCUGCUGCUGACAGUAAGGCCUCAGCUGCUGAAGAAGAAGAUGACGAUGACGACGUCGACGUUGACCUAUUUGGUGAGGAAACUGAAGAGGAAAAGAAGGCUGCUGAAGAACGUGCUGCAGCAUUGAAGGCUUCAGGGAAGAAGAAAGAAUCUGGCAAGUCCUCAGUUCUCAUGGAUGUCAAGCCAUGGGAUGAUGAGACCGAUAUGAAAAAGCUUGAAGAAGCUGUUCGAAGUGUUCAGUUGGAAGGAUUGACUUUUGGAGCAUCUAAACUUGUUCCUGUUGGAUAUGGCAUAAAGAAGCUGCAAAUUAUGCUUACCAUUGUGGAUGAUUUGGUCUCUGUGGAUGAUCUCAUUGAGAAUUAUCUGACGGUUGAACCUAUCAAUGAGUAUGUUCAGAGCUGUGACAUUGUUGCUUUCAACAAAAUAUGAUUUCUGUUACUCUGAAUUUUUGAUGGAAAUGGGUGGCGAUCUGUAGACGUUUUCUCUUGUCAAAAAGGCGUCCCUGAUAAUGCGUCUGUUUUGAUCCUUGUUUGGAAGAAUAUUUACUUAUAUGAAUUUUGGUUUUGAUGUUAACAAUUUUAUAUUGUUGCAUGCACUACCGCUAUGCUAUAUGCGUUCAUUGCAUCAUUAAGUAAUAUAUCUCAACUUCACUUUCCGCA
Solanum dulcamara is the source of this 1084-nucleotide messenger RNA. Its product is annotated as elongation factor 1-delta 1-like. The record is from RefSeq and is a predicted model, not a curated record. Gene Ontology annotation, molecular function: guanyl-nucleotide exchange factor activity; translation elongation factor activity. The coding region runs from base 150 to 854 and encodes 234 amino acids. Lineage: Eukaryota; Viridiplantae; Streptophyta; Magnoliopsida; Solanales; Solanaceae. Gene Ontology annotation, biological process: translational elongation. Gene Ontology annotation, cellular component: cytosol; eukaryotic translation elongation factor 1 complex. The transcript has 8 exons.